This is a messenger RNA of Cynara cardunculus var. scolymus (artichoke), 507 nucleotides long. RefSeq lists its product as uncharacterized. The transcript has a single exon. Bases 1 to 507 code for a protein of 168 amino acids. NCBI's taxonomy places the organism in Eukaryota, Viridiplantae, Streptophyta, Magnoliopsida, Asterales, Asteraceae. Gene Ontology annotation, molecular function: nucleic acid binding; zinc ion binding. The record is from RefSeq and is a predicted model, not a curated record.
AUGAAGGGAAAUGACGUGGACUCAUACACUGCACGUUUCCAUGAGUUAGCCAAAUUGGUGCCACAUUUGGUGAAGCCCGAGCAGAACCGAGUUGAUCGAUACGUUUGGGGCUUGUCUCCUGUAAUCAGAGGGAAUGUGACUUUGGCUGACCCGAAAACCCUACAAGAAGUAGUGAAGUUAGCGACAAGACUCACCAACAAUGCAAACCGCUCGGGAGCAUUCACAAGUGACAAGGCAAGAGGAAAGAGGAUAAUGGAGGAACCUGCUAGAAGACAGUUUGGAAGAAGGAUGGGUAAGGUGCAGAAAGUAUCAGGAAACUAUGGAAUUCAGGCACCGGCGACAGAGAAAGGGAAAGGAUCAUACACAAAGUGUGACAAGUGCAACAAACAGCACCUGGGGAGAUGUAUCACAUGUCUUAAGUACAAGAGAAUAGGACAUGUUGCGAAGGAUUGCAGAGCCGGAGAAGGACGGGUUUGCUUUGAGUGUGGAAGCCCAAAUCAUUUCUGA